AAAAACAACUGGAUGAAAAAAAAGAAAAAAGAAGGAUAGAAACGGAAAGCAAAUUCUGUGUAUGGCCCAUUAUGUGUCAACUCACUUCGCCUAUUGAUGUGAUCUUCUUCAUCUUAUAAUCCCCCUUUGUUUAGACAGAAGAACAUAUGUAGUUUUAUAAUUUAGUUUAAUUAUUAUUAAUAAUAAUGGAUAGAGGAGGGGCAGAAGGGUCAUCAUCAUGGGGCGGCGGCGAUCCGGCGGCAGCGGCGACGCCGAGCCGGUACGAGUCACAGAAGAGGAGAGACUGGAACACAUUCGGGCAGUUCUUGAGGAACAUGAGGCCGGCGGUGGGGGUGGCACAGUGCAACAGUAGCCACGUGCUUGAUUUCAUGAGGUAUUUGGAUCAGUUUGGGAAGACAAAGGUUCACUCGCAGGGGUGCACGUUUUACGGGCAGCCGGAGCCGCCUGCCCCAUGCACCUGCCCGCUGAGACAGGCGUGGGGCAGCCUAGAUGCCCUGGUCGGCCGGCUGCGCGCCGCGUACGAGGAGAACGGAGGAUCGCCGGAGUCAAACCCAUUCGCAAGUAGUUCAAUAAGGAUGUAUUUAAGGGAAGUUAAGGAGUGUCAGUCUAAGGCGAGAGGGAUUCCCUACAACAAGAAGAAGAAGAAACCUGGUGCACCCGCCCGAAAUCAUGAUGAUGAAUCCAAUUCUUCUUCUUCUUCUUCUUCUUCAAUCCCUUUUUCUUGAUCCCGGAUUUCUGACCGUUGGAUCAAAUAUAUAUAUAUAUAUAUAUCAAAUAUGUGGUCGGCCGGCCGGAUUUCUUUUUCUUGUUAAUGUUGUUUUUUCCCCCUUACUAGCAAAUAAAAGUCAAGAUUUUAUAUUAUUAUAUAUAUAUAUAUAGUAAUUAUUCAUUAUCUUUUUGCUCAUGGAAAACCCCCUUCUAGGUAAGAGUCAAGAUUUUAUUUUAUUUGGGUAUACUCAAAACUUGCAUUGUAAAUGUAAUUUGAUAGUGGUGUUUGAGUUAUUGAAGUGGAAGAUGAGAAAGAUUAAUCAGCACAA
Molecule: messenger RNA, 1037 nt
Organism: Erythranthe guttata (spotted monkey flower)
Lineage: Eukaryota; Viridiplantae; Streptophyta; Magnoliopsida; Lamiales; Phrymaceae
Gene: LSH10
Product: LIGHT-DEPENDENT SHORT HYPOCOTYLS-like protein (DUF640)
Biological process (GO): response to light stimulus; mRNA transcription
Cellular component (GO): nucleus
Source: RefSeq, a predicted model, not a curated record